This is a messenger RNA of Triticum turgidum subsp. durum (durum wheat), 639 nucleotides long. NCBI's taxonomy places the organism in Eukaryota, Viridiplantae, Streptophyta, Magnoliopsida, Poales, Poaceae. The record is from the annotation of a GenBank genome assembly.
AUGGAUGCUUGGGGUGCUGCCCCCCACCAACCCCCGCUCCCGGCGGCAAGGCAUCACCCGCUCCCACGCCUUAACAACAAGAGCAGCGCAAGAAUCGGACGAAGGGACCUGGUGCUGAGGAGCAGCGAGCUCGCCACGCUCGCCGCCAUCUUCCACUUCAGUGGCACAAAGCCGAGCUACCUUGGCGUGCAGAAGAGGCCCCCAUCCCUUGCGCUGUGCCCGGCGACCAACAACUGCGUGUCCACGUCGGAGAGGAUAAGCGACUCCAAUCACUACGCUCCCCCAUGGAAUUACAAUCCCAAGGAUGGCCCCAGAGGUAAACCCAUAAGCAAAGAUGAGGCCAUGAAAGAGCUCAUUGAAGUUGUGACCAAGACAAAGCCAGACAACUUCAGUCCUCGUGUGGUAGAGAAAGGAGAUGACUAUGUUCGAGUUGAAUACGAGAGCCCUAUAUUCGGGUUUGUAGAUGACGUCGAGUUCUGGUUCCCUCCUGGCAACAAAUCAAUCGUUCAGUACCGAUCGGCGUCUCGGUCAGGAUUCAUCGACUUUAAUGCUAACAAGAAGAGAGUAAAGGCACUGAGAUUGGCACUGGAAAAGAAGGGCUGGGCUUCAGAAAGCACCUUUGAAUAUGAAUCAGCAUAG